Molecule: messenger RNA, 978 nt
Organism: Morchella importuna
Lineage: Eukaryota; Fungi; Ascomycota; Pezizomycetes; Pezizales; Morchellaceae
Exons: 2
Coding region: 1-978 (325 amino acids)
Source: RefSeq, a predicted model, not a curated record
AUGAAUAUCCUACUACUCUUCUUAUCCCUUUCGCUCUUGCCGCACACACGCGCCGUCGCAGUUUGGAAUUGGCUCUUCCUCAUCUUCCCACACACCACCACCGCCGUCUCCGGCCCGCAGCCAUAUUAUCAUACGGGUACUAUCAGCCCUAGCGCCCUUUCUACUAUUCCUCGCCUCUCCCGCAAUCUCGCCUCAAUAAUCUCAAACACUUCCGCCGGCAUGGCCACUUUCCACACCACGCUCGCUACCUUUAAUACACCACUCACCUACGCCUCCCACAACUGCCCAGACGGGCCUGGAAUAUGUUAUUUUCCUGAACUCUCCGAUCUCGCGCCGUUCAUCGCACGGGUUGCCGCAUCUACUGGCGAGCGCUACGACGGCGUAGUUACCAUAAACCAGGCCGCCAAUGACGGGGAUGGAAGGUGGCUCGGCGGGAAUGUGAGAGCCGCGUGUGGAUACAGCGAGGGGCAGGUCGAGGGGGACGUAUUUGGCGACACUGGAUUUGGGCACUGCUGGAUUCCGAUGCCUGGUGGGGACGAGGGGUUUAGAAAGUUUGAUGAGGUUUUUAUUCAUGAGAUGGGCCAUGCCGUUGAUAUGUUCUACCAGCGCCAUGGGCCCGAGGAGUGUCAGCGACGCAUUCCGCCGGAGGGGCAUCAUAUAUUAGAUCAAGUAGACAAGGCGCAGAAUACGUAUAAACGCUGGGAGGGCCAGGAAAGCGGAUAUUUCACGGGGACCCGCCCAGACGAAAGAAUCCCGGAGGGAUCGGGCAUAUCGGAGAGCUGUUGGAGGCAUGGUUCGCCGACGAGAGACUAUGAUUUUGGUGAGGUGAGAGGGAGUGUAAGGAGCUGGCCGGGAGAAACCCCGGAAAGCCCGCCGGCGGCGGAUGGAAGUGGGAGGUUAAACGAGGAGUUUGUGGAUGUAAAGAUAGGUGGGAAGGAUUGGUGUGGCUUUGACGGGAUACAACAGUCGAGUCGGUAG